This is a messenger RNA of Python bivittatus (Burmese python), 2198 nucleotides long. The record is from RefSeq and is a predicted model, not a curated record. Lineage: Eukaryota; Metazoa; Chordata; Lepidosauria; Squamata; Pythonidae.
CUUUAAUAACGGCAUUUCGUUCGGUUCCAGACUUCCGAGCCUGGUUGGUGAGUCAGCAUCUGGCGGCACCAUGGGCCAUCAACUGACAGCCCAGGAGAAGUAUCACCUGAUCACCCGGAACUUGCAGGAGGUUCUUGGAGAGGAUAAAUUGAAAGCCAUCUUGAAAGAGCGGGAGCUGAAGAUUUACUGGGGAACCGCCACGACGGGCAAGCCUCACAUCGCAUACUUCGUGCCCAUGUCCAAGAUCGCAGAUUUCCUCAAGGCUGGCUGUGAGGUGACCAUUCUGUUUGCUGACCUCCAUGCCUACCUUGACAACAUGAAGGCUCCAUGGGAACUUCUGGAGUUGCGCACUCAGUAUUAUGAGAAUGUCAUUAAGUCAAUGCUAGAGAGCAUUGGGGUGCCUCUGGAGAAGCUCCGGUUCAUCCGAGGGACUGACUUCCAGCUCAGCAAGGAAUACACACUGGAUGUUUAUCGACUGUCCUCUGUUGUCACCCAGCAUGAUGCCAAGAAGGCUGGCGCAGAAGUGGUGAAGCAAGUGGAGCAUCCCCUCCUUAGUGGUCUUCUCUACCCUGGGCUGCAGGCACUGGAUGAAGAGUACCUGAAGGUUGAUGCACAAUUUGGAGGAGUGGAUCAGAGAAAAAUUUUCACUUUUGCAGAAAAGUACCUUCCGUCCCUGGGCUAUGCAAAACGCAUCCACCUGAUGAACCCCAUGGUGCCCGGAUUGACGGGCAGCAAAAUGAGCUCUUCGGAAGAGGAGUCUAAGAUUGAUCUCUUGGAUCGAAAAGAGGAUGUGAAGAAGAAGCUUAAGAAAGCUUUCUGCGAGCCAGGGAAUGUGGAGAACAAUGGGGUCUUGUCCUUCAUCAAGCAUGUGCUCUUCCCCCUCAGAGCAGAGUUUGUGAUCUUUAGAGAUGAGAAGUGGGGAGGAAAUAAAACUUACACGAGCUACGGGGAUCUCGAGAAGGACUUUGCUGAGCAGAUUGUCCAUCCUGGGGACUUGAAGAACUCUGUAGAGGUGGCCUUGAAUAAGCUCCUGGAUCCCAUCAGAGAGAAGUUCAGCAGCUCACAAAUGAAGAAACUCACCAGCUGUGCAUAUCCUGAUCCAUCCAAAGCAAAAGCUGCUGUGAAAGGCUCCACAAAGAACUCUGACUCCGAGGAAGUAGUACCGUCCCGAGUGGACCUCCGGGUUGGCAAAGUGCUCAGCGUGGAAAAGCAUCCUGAUGCUGAUACUCUGUACGUGGAGAAGAUUGAUGUGGGGGAGCCCGGACCCCGUACCGUGGUCAGUGGUCUGGUAGAGUUUGUGCCCAAGGAAGAGCUCCAGGACAGGCUGGUGGUGCUAGUUUGCAACAUGAAGCCCCAGAAGAUGCGGGGAGUGGAAUCCCAGGCCAUGCUGCUUUGCGCUUUCAGUUCUGGGGAUCCCUGCCAAGUAGAGCCCUUGGAUCCACCAGCAGGCUCCUGUCCUGGAGAACGAGUAUUUGUAGAAGGCUAUGAAAACGGCCAACCGGAUGAUGAGCUGAAACCCAAGAAGAAAGUAUUUGAGAAGCUGCAGGCUGACCUCCAGAUUUCUGAGGGCUUUGUGGCCCAGUGGAAGGGGAAGAACCUUAUGACCAAUCUGGGGAACCUGACGUGCAAAUCUCUGAAAGGGGGCAGCAUCCGCUAGAGCCCCCAGCCUGCCCCUCUCCUCUGCCCAGUGUCAUUUCCUGCCCAUCACUCUUCUCUGUGCUUCCAUCGGCCUCCCAGGCAGUGAUCCUUGUGCAGCUGCCUUUGACCCAAGAAAUCAUGAACAGGCUGGACCUCCUGCCUUCAGUGCAGUCAGAAAGGAAAACAACUUCUAGCAGUGGCUGGAGCACUGGGACUCCUUACUCUCGCAGUGGGCUAAAGGUCUGUUUGUGCUGGGGAAGAAAGAGCCUGUUGCUUCGUUUCACUGACUGUUUGGUGAAGGUGAUGAAAGCUUCUCCUUUUCAAAUGUCCUGGGAGAAUGAGAAGCCCCACCGUUGAGACUGAUCUCCCCUCUGUGGGGAGUUGCUUCCCCCAAACGGUUGCAGUCUUAGGUUCAGGUAAUAUGGGAGGUCUCGCUUCUUUAACCUCUGCUGCUUCUGUUGAGCUUGGAUCCAGGCUGGCCAACAUGUAGGACAGUGUUUCUCAACCUUGGCAGCUUUCGGAGGUGUGGACUUCGGAGCCAGGCUGGGGAAUUCUGGGAG